UGAUGGGGCAAUUCAUUCAGUCGUACCCGAGCAGGUAAGAAGUGUAUUUUUCAUUCCCAAGGAUUAGACCGUGAAUUUGUACAGUAACAGCAACCAUGGAAUACCGACGACUGUUUUCCUGCAGUGUGGUUCUAGUCGUUUGUUUAGUCAAUGUUGUAUACACUGACGAUGCAGUUUGCAGUAGAUUGAAUGAAUCAAUGCGAAAUGUGUGUUACCAGAACUCUGUCUACCGUAGAUGUAAACAGACCUGCAAAAAGCUACUUCUGGCCGACAACGGGAAUAAAAAGUACAAAGACAUGCUUUGUCCCUGGGGAAACUAUAACAACAUUAGAGAUUCCGGUCUGGAUUCUCGGUGUGAAAAGAAAGUCAGUGGCAAAUGCAGCAGAUACUGCACCAACCCUGCACCGGGCACCGAUCUGAAAGACGGACGGAACUGCUGCAAGGCGUGCAUAGACCUCUGUCAGAAAGCACCAGGACGUGACAGUAACUUCAGAGAGGAAUAUCCAGAAAUUUACAGCUAAAGUGUAACUGAUAAUUUCUUCCAGCCAGAUUUUCCUAAAAAUGGUCACCAUUAGACAGCACGUGUCAAUUUCGUCACGGUAGAAAUUCCUAAAUUUUUAAUUAGACUAAAAUUUGAUUAGAGUUUGGAUGUUUUUCCUUUUGACUUUCUCUAUAAUAUGUCAUUUAUGUUCACUAUAUUCUCAAUUGUCAAUAAAGGGCUUUUAUCCAA
Magallana angulata is the source of this 730-nucleotide messenger RNA. RefSeq lists its product as uncharacterized. The coding region runs from base 96 to 521 and encodes 141 amino acids. NCBI's taxonomy places the organism in Eukaryota, Metazoa, Mollusca, Bivalvia, Ostreida, Ostreidae. The record is from RefSeq and is a predicted model, not a curated record. The transcript has 3 exons.